CAUGUUCUGUUAAAUCCGCCGCCAUUGGCGUUGGUUUCGUGUUGUACGGGCUGGAUGCGGACCCGUGCAGGUCGCGUCUUGCCGUCUGGAUUCUUCCUUGCUGUGUGAGGCUCAAUUGUGGAAAUAUGAAUCGGCAAGUAAGGUCAACAUUCAGACCUAGAGGAAGACGAGAUGAUGAAAUACCUUUGCAGCUAAUUGGGCCUGUGUUUGCCCAGCUGCCUGGUGGUGAGCAACCUCAAGGGGAGGAGCCACCGACUGAGAGUCCGGAUAUUAUACCUGAUGAAGAGAAAAAAGAAGGAGCAUCUGUGGUUGAAGGGCCUGCCCCGGAGCCUAAUCCAAAGGAACUGGCGGGUGAAAAGACUGGGCGUGAGCGGGGAGAUGGUCCUGAUGUCCAACGGAGGGGACUUGCAAAUCUAGAGCCCCUUAAGAUGCCAGAGGCAGGUGAACGGAAACCACAGGUUUAAACGAAGACAAGCUGAAGCCACGUGGGCAGUUCUUGUGUUGCAAAAGUGGCUAACAUUCUCUCAGGAAAGUUUUGUUCUUGUGUUGAAAAGUGGCUAAAAUUCUCUCAAUAAACUUUUGUUCUUGUGUUGAGAAGUGGC
Molecule: messenger RNA, 602 nt
Organism: Callorhinus ursinus (northern fur seal)
Lineage: Eukaryota; Metazoa; Chordata; Mammalia; Carnivora; Otariidae
Product: X antigen family member 3-like
Source: RefSeq, a predicted model, not a curated record